GUCUGUCCCUCUAAUGUGUCGCCUGGAAUGACAGUGAAACCGAGCAAUAGGGAUUUGGGGUUAAACCUCCUCCACGAAAGAAAUUUAUCUGUUUAAUGAUCAGAUAAGGGAGGGGUGUGUGCCCGUCGGAAAGAAAAGGAAUUUGUGCCGAAGUGGGAGUGGACGUGAUUCAAGGCGAUAGGGAGACAGCAAAAAGCAGCGGCUGUCUGAAUCAAACCUCCGAGGGCUCGGCUCUGAUCUGAAAUUCCGGGGAAUCUGUCCACGAAACUGGAAAGGCAGCCGAAUAAUGAGUGACAAGGGCACAAGAGUAUUUAAGAAAUCCAGCCCCAAUGGAAAGCUUACUGUCUACCUUGGGAAAAGGGACUUUGUGGACCACGUAGACUUUGUGGAGCCUGUCGAUGGUGUUGUUUUGGUUGAUCCAGAAUAUCUGAAGGAAAGGAAAGUGUUUGUCACCUUGACGUGUGCCUUUCGAUAUGGCCGGGAGGACUUGGACGUGUUGGGCCUGACCUUUAGGAAGGAUCUCUUUGUCGCCAAUGUUCAAGCUUUUCCGCCCAUCGUGGAGGAGAGGAAACCGCUAACCCGGCUCCAGGAACGUUUGAUUAAAAAACUGGGAGAACAUGCAUACCCCUUCACAUUCGAGAUUCCUCCGAACUUACCUUGUUCAGUCACUUUGCAACCAGGACCUGAAGACACAGGAAAGGCUUGCGGUGUGGACUUUGAGGUGAAAACAUACUGCGCCGAGAACUUGGAAGAGAAAAUUCAUAAAAGGAACUCAGUGAGGCUGGUCAUUCGUAAAGUGCAGUAUGCCCCAGAGAAACCUGGUCCACAACCCAUGGCUGAGACCACCAGACAGUUCCUCAUGUCAGACAAACCCCUCCACCUUGAGGCAUCAUUGGACAAAGAGAUUUAUUAUCACGGAGAACCUAUAAAUGUCAAUGUCCAUGUGACUAAUAACACCAACAAGACCGUUAAGAAGCUGAAGAUAGCUGUUCGUCAGUACGCAGAUAUCUGUCUGUUUAACACAGCUCAGUACAAGUGCCCUGUUGCGACAGCAGAAGCAGAUGACAUUGUGGCCCCGAGCUCCACGUUUUGUAAAGUUUACACCCUGACACCGUACCUGGCCAAUAACCGGGAGAAACGCGGCCUGGCUUUGGAUGGGAAGCUUAAGCAUGAAGACACAAACCUAGCUUCCAGCACCUUGUUAAGAGACGGAGCAAGUAAAGAGAUUCUGGGCAUCAUGGUAUCUUACAAAGUCAAAGUGAAGUUGGUGGUUUCUAGAGGGGGUGAUGUGAUUGUGGAGCUGCCUUUUACCUUAAUGCACGCUAAGCCAGAGGAAGAGGCUUUCUACAGAGAAGUUCCUGAGAAUGAGGUUCCCAUUGACACCAACCUGAUCGAGUUUGACACCAAUGAUGAUGACAUUGUUUUUGAGGAUUUUGCUCGCCAGAGGCUGAAAGGACUGAAGGACGACAAUGACGACGAUGAAGAUGGAGUGAACUCACCGCAGCACAACGACCGAUAAAACACGGGGACACGCAAAUCGCUGCAAGGCACGGUGAUCUCCGGCACCUGAAAAGCUGCUGUCGUUAGUUUAUUUUCCUCCUUGUUUUUGUUAGACAAUAAAACAACUGAGGCUUCUCAAUAGUCUUGGGCCAAAACCUGACAGACUCCAAACAGUAGACUGGUACAAUCAUGAUGUCAGUUCCU
Molecule: messenger RNA, 1704 nt
Organism: Hemiscyllium ocellatum (epaulette shark)
Lineage: Eukaryota; Metazoa; Chordata; Chondrichthyes; Orectolobiformes; Hemiscylliidae
Gene: arrb1
Product: arrestin, beta 1
Exons: 15
Coding region: 287-1519 (410 amino acids)
Biological process (GO): signal transduction; visual perception; G protein-coupled receptor internalization
Molecular function (GO): G protein-coupled receptor binding
Source: RefSeq, a predicted model, not a curated record